AUGAGAGGCGGAGCAAGGAUGACCAAGAUUGGUAAGAAGAUCUACAAAAGGAAGAUGAGAGCGAGGAAGAACAAGAGACCCAAGGGAAAGAAAAUACCUAAACAGCUCAUCUUCAAAGCUGAGCCAUACUCUUCGGACAGUGAAGAGAUGGCCAUUGCUAAACACGAAGAAUCUGUAGAUGAGAACAAGGAUCGCGAGCACAUGUUGAGCGACGACAUGGGGAAAAAUGAGAGUAAAGAGCUGCUGCAUACCAAAUAUGGUGGUGUCAACGAGGAUGGCACGGACGGUACAGACGCGGCAGAAUUUGAUGGAGUCUUCUAUUAUCGUCCACGGAACGAAACUGAUGCUGAAUGGCAACAUGAAUUCGAGGAGAAGUUCAACAAGCUGUAUCAGAAGCUUGCAGAGCUCCAUAACUCAACGGAGACAGUCUAUCGAUACAUGGAUGAGGACCCUUGGUGGAGCGCAACCUGGAGGAAACGACAAGACCUGACAGAGUACUUUGCGAUGAACGCCUUGGUCAAUUUACAGUAUGUUGAGCUGAUGGACGAAUACAUGAAGUUGAAGAUUGAGGGGAAAUGGUUUCCUGAGCACAAGAUUGGAUUUCGGAUCUCCGAGACGAAAAAGAUGCUGGAGCAAUUAGAACAGCAGCGACCAGAGAUCUCGAAACAAAUGCAUGACGUACUACAUGCGUUUAUUUCGCAAGACAAGAUGGAAGAUAAGGAGAGAGCAAGAGUAAAGGCAAAGCUGAAUAUCUCUGAAUCGGAGGACGACAUUCAGAAACCGAUCAUGUUGGAAGAGUUCUUGCAGUUGACCAAUCUGGCAUCGUCUGAGGACCUCAAGCGGAGAGAGAAAAGGCUGGAGCGUGAGGAUCAAAAGAAGAAACUUGCAAUUGAGUACAAAGGGAAAGAAAAUGAUGUGGACUUUUGGAAGGGCAAACUCAAGAAUGCGAUCAACCUGCAGGAAAGCUUUGGAACUUGCUUGAGCGCUGUGACCUGUGAAGCAGGAGGGCGUUAA
This is a messenger RNA of Guillardia theta CCMP2712, 1014 nucleotides long. RefSeq lists its product as hypothetical. NCBI's taxonomy places the organism in Eukaryota, Cryptophyceae, Pyrenomonadales, Geminigeraceae. The record is from RefSeq and is a predicted model, not a curated record. The transcript has 6 exons. The coding region runs from base 1 to 1014 and encodes 337 amino acids.